Molecule: messenger RNA, 1677 nt
Organism: Daphnia pulicaria
Lineage: Eukaryota; Metazoa; Arthropoda; Branchiopoda; Diplostraca; Daphniidae
Product: tubulin beta chain-like
Exons: 3
Coding region: 99-1442 (447 amino acids)
Biological process (GO): microtubule cytoskeleton organization; mitotic cell cycle
Cellular component (GO): microtubule; cytoplasm
Molecular function (GO): GTP binding; GTPase activity; structural constituent of cytoskeleton
Source: RefSeq, a predicted model, not a curated record
CCCCAUCUAAUACGAUUCACGAAAUUGCCCAAAGACGUUGGAAGAAGAACGUGCUGUGAACUACAGUCCCAUCCCACUUUACUUUAAAACUACCCAAAAUGCGUGAAAUCGUCCACAUCCAAGUCGGCCAGUGCGGAAAUCAAAUCGGUGCCAAGUUCUGGGAAAUUAUCUCUGAUGAGCAUGGAAUCCAACCCAAUGGUGUAUACCAAGGCGAGUCUGAACUGCAGCUGGAGAGGAUUGAUGUAUACUACAAUGAGGCCAGUGGUGGGAAAUAUGUUCCCAGGGCAGUUCUUGUAGAUUUGGAGCCUGGCACUAUGGACUCUGUUCGUUCCAGUCCCUAUGGUCAAAUCUUCAGGCCAGACAACUUUGUCUUCGGUCAGUCCGGUGCAGGAAACAACUGGGCCAAGGGUCACUACACGGAAGGAGCUGAAUUGGUUGACUCUGUACUUGAUGUUGUCAGGAAAGAAGCUGAAGGGUGUGACUGCCUUCAGGGAUUCCAACUGACCCACUCCUUGGGAGGUGGAACCGGCUCUGGCAUGGGAACCCUCUUGAUCUCGAAAAUUCGUGAAGAAUACCCCGACCGUAUCAUGAACACCUUCUCCGUAGUUCCGUCGCCUAAGGUUUCCGAUACGGUUGUUGAGCCUUACAACGCAACUCUAUCUGUCCACCAGCUCGUUGAGAACACGGACGAGACCUACUGCAUCGACAACGAGGCCCUGUACGAUAUUUGUUUCCGCACUCUCAAGCUGACCACGCCCACUUAUGGCGAUCUCAACCAUCUCGUCUCGCUGACCAUGUCGGGCGUGACAACUUGCCUUCGCUUCCCAGGCCAGCUCAAUGCCGAUCUCCGAAAAUUGGCCGUCAAUAUGGUUCCAUUCCCUCGUCUUCACUUUUUCAUGCCCGGAUUCGCCCCACUGACCAGCCGUGGCUCGCAACAAUACCGCGCCCUUACCGUUCCAGAACUCACUCAGCAAAUGUUUGAUGCCAAAAACAUGAUGGCCGCUUGCGAUCCACGUCACGGACGUUACCUGACCGUGGCGUCCAUCUUCCGUGGUCGCAUGUCCAUGAAGGAAGUCGACGAGCAGAUGCUGAAUAUCCAGAACAAGAACUCGUCCUACUUUGUCGAAUGGAUCCCCAACAACGUCAAGACAGCCGUCUGCGAUAUUCCUCCACGUGGUCUGAAGAUGGCAGCCACUUUCAUUGGCAACUCGACCGCCAUCCAAGAGCUCUUUAAGCGAAUCUCCGAACAAUUCUCUGCCAUGUUCCGUCGUAAGGCUUUCCUCCAUUGGUACACUGGUGAAGGCAUGGACGAAAUGGAAUUCACCGAAGCCGAAUCCAACAUGAACGAUCUCGUCUCCGAAUAUCAACAAUACCAAGAAGCCACCGCCGACGACGAGGCGGACUUUGAGGAGGAUCCCGAUGCCGAAGCCGACAACGCGUAGAUAUUUGAUGGAGGCCAAUUUGUUAACUAUUACUUUUUCGUCACCCUGUUUCUUCAAACUUCCCUUUAUUUAUUUUCCAAACUCAAAGCUAUCGAUCUGCUCUUAAAAAACUACCACUCCUUUAUUAUAUACAAAUCCGAUAUUCCUAUUAAUACUAAGUCCUUUCGCUUUGUUUGUGCAUGCUAGUAAGGCCUGCUCUCUUGCUUUCAGACAAUACAAUUGCAGCAAAUACCAA